UAUGAUCUUGUUAUCAGUGAUCGGAUGUUUAUGUGUAAUACGUUAUUCGCUCAGGCAAUUGGUAAACAAAAUGUUCUAUAUUCUACUGGAGGCUUUGGACUCCGUCGCGGAGUACUUGGUAAUCCAUACCCAUUAUCGUAUGUACCCCAGAUGAGCACAACAUUCACACCAGAAAUGAAUCUGUUACAGCGAUGUAUUAAUGUAUUAGUUUAUUUAAUUGGAGAAAUUGUAUACCGAGUUAUGUUCGAUCCGAUGACAGAGAAUUUAAUGCGAAAAUUUAAUAUUAGUACACAUUUAAGCGGCGCUGAUUUAGAUAAUACACCGUCUCUUGUUCUCUUACCGGUCGAUUUUGCAUUGGAAUAUCCUCGACCUGUUUUACCCAAUGUUAAAAUUGUAGGUCCUUUAACACCUAGACCAGCUUCACCAUUGCCAAGUGAUCUUGAAAAGUUUGUUAACGAAUCGCCUCAAGUCGUCCUGGUAUCAUUUGGUACUAUAUUAGAUGGUCUAUCUGACGAAAAAAUUGCUAUAUUGCUUGAAGCUUUCAAUAAACUACCCUAUAAGAUCUUAUGGAAAAGUAAGAAUGUUGACUUAAAAACUGGUAAAAACGUUAAAAUCGUCAAAUGGUUUCCUCAAAAUGAUUUACUUGGUCAUAACAAUGUUGUCGCUUUCGUAACACAUUGUGGUCAUAAUAGCAUGUACGAAGCUGCGUAUCAUGGCGUUCCAGUUAUUGGUAUGCCAGUAUUUGGUGAUCAACCCGAUAAUUUACAGCAACUGUUACGAAGAGGAGUAGCAGUCGGAUUAAAUACUGGUAAUUUGACUGUCGAUGGAGUUAUAAAUGCUAUUAAAACAGUCGUUACAGACGAUCGAUAUAGUCGGAAAAUGAAGGAACUAUCGGUGGUAAUUAAGAGUCGACCUAGAACACCUUUACAGACAGCAGCAGAUUGGAUCGACUACGUAUUAAUUAGCAAUGGUGCUAAACAUUUAAGAGUAGAGAAAUAUAAUCUCAAUUUUAUACAAUACUACUUAAUCGACGUUUGUUUUGUUAUUUUAUCUAUAAUAUAUAUUAUUUUUAAGAUAUUUCAGUUUAUUUGUCGUAAAUGUUGUAGACGACAGUCAAAAAGUAAA
Molecule: messenger RNA, 1125 nt
Organism: Trichoplax adhaerens
Lineage: Eukaryota; Metazoa; Placozoa; Uniplacotomia; Trichoplacea; Trichoplacidae
Exons: 2
Molecular function (GO): UDP-glycosyltransferase activity
Source: RefSeq, a predicted model, not a curated record